GGGUGUAAACUGCAGCGUAGGGACAGUCUGAUUCCCUGUUGCCCUGUGAGGGCACCCAGCACACUGCAGGGGUUACAGAAGAUAAUAAAUAAUAAAGGGCCCAUCCCCUUAGUGGGAUCAGUUACUGACUCCAGUGAGGGGAACUUGGCCCAAAGACUUUGUUUCCAGAGACAGGAGACAAGGGUGUUAAAGAGGAAGAUGCUGUGACUGUGUGUCACUUUUGCUUUUGGUCUUGUUUCUGGUUAAUAAAGAAGCUGCCAGAGUGAGAAUCCCAGAGCUUGUCUUCUGAGCAGCCAUGGGACGCCGAGGCUUCACAUUUCCUCCAAUGUUUUUCUUCCUUGGACUGUUCUGGUUUCAACCACCAGCAAGCGCCCAGAGGACAAACAGAAUUGGCACAUGUCAGACUGAGACUCUGGGAAGAGAAUUCAUCACCUCCUACAUGGAGGACUGUGGAAGCUCCAGUCAAUUUGAAAUGGAAAUUACUGGCUACUUUGCCUUCACUUCAGUGUCUGUUUCCAUCUCCAAUUACACGGGUGACGGGGGAAGGUUUGAGGAGAAGAUCAUGGUAAAUCAGGGAGAGAUGGUUCGGGUCAGGCUACCAGAGUCAGUGGGAAUUAAGGGCUCUACCAAGUUCUCCAAGGUGGUCCUAGUCAAGGCUGACAAAGAUAUCUCAGUAGUGUCUGUCAGCAACAAGACCACUGUGCUGUAUCCUGUCUCCAGCUUGGGAAAAGAACACUACAUAGUGACUCCCUCUACAGAAUGCUUAGAUAGUUACCCAGAGUUCUCUGUUAUGACGUAUGAAGACUUCAACGCCGUGGAGGUCCAUGUGAAAGGCAAGUUACGUGACAGAACACAGAGCAACUCCACUUGCGUCGGAACUAAGCUCCGCGCUUUCGAAGGCUACCAGUUUCAAGGCAUAGGAGAUCUGUCUGGCACCAGGAUUGUCUCAGAAAAGCCAGUAGCCGUCCUGAUUGGUCAGGGGUGUUUUUGUAAUAACACAAAAUGCAACCAUGUCUUUGAGCAGCUCCUACCAGUUUGCAGCUGGGGUACAACAUACAUCAUUCCUCCCUUACCCUGGCAGAAAAUGAAUGAAAUAGUCUACAUCACUGCCUCCCGGAACACAACUGUGUUGUAUCAACUAGGGGAACAGCAAGAGACUGUUACUCUAGCAGGAGGCAGCGUACUCCAGCGUCCUGUCAAGCCCUGGAUCCCAGUCUCCAUCUCUGCUAAUGUGGGCAUCCAGGUGGUGUUCUACAGUGUGGGCUGUAGAAUUCCUAAUUCCUCCCACACCUUCCUGAUGAAUGUUCCAGAUGUUGCCAGUUACUGCCAGAUGUAUUCUAUAAAUGCCCAGAAGGGCUUCGAGGACUUUGCUUUGAUGGUGGCCGAUACAUCAGAGACUGGUGCCAUCAUCCUAGACAAUCAGCCUCUAAGGGAUGUGGUGUGGAACCGUGUCCCUGGUACUGAGUUUGUUUGGGGCAUGCGUACACUUGGACCUGCCAUCAGGUCCCAUGCUGUGGAACAUCCCAGCUCUCCAUUUGCACUCCUGAGUGUUGGCAAUGCCGCCAUGGACAGCUAUGGGAUUCCGGGUUCCUGCAGGAAGAAUGUUACCUUUAAAUGCCAGACUGAGACUCUACAGAUAAAAGAGCAGUUGGAGAGGUGCAAAGAUGUCUUUCUGCAGGGCAACAACAGUGAAUUUUGCUCCUUCAUGAAUUCAACCUUGGUGAAUCUGGAGACCAUGUGUGCAGAGGACAGAGCAGUAUCGCUGCAGGAAGUUGCUCGUCCCUUUGGUUCCUUCCUGAAUAGCUCCAUCCUCAGUUCUGGUGGGAACGAGAGCAAGAGCGAGGUGGCCUCCGCCAUGACAUUCCUCCUGCAGAGUGUGGAACUGGCUGCACUGACUGCUGCUUUGAAGUCUCCGGAGAAUAAAACCCAGACUGUGACAACAGAGUCUAUGGCUAUCGAGACGCUCCUCGUUGUCCCGACUGCAGGUCCCUGUGAUGAGGUCUUCACGCUGAGAGCUCAGAAUGAGACAAUGGACAUUCACUGCAAUACGGUCACCAAAGCAUGCACAGAAGAUUCUGUGGCUGUUGCUUUUAUUUCUUACUCCACCCUGGACUCCAUCAUUAACAAGAGAUUUCUCAACGAGGAAGAUCUAACGGCUGAUGAGAAAUUGAGGAAUUUUCACCUGAAUUCCAGGGUGGUGAGUGGGGCUGUUGGAGAUGGGAGGCUCAUGAACAUCUCCAAACCUGUGAACUUCACCCUGCGCCAUAGACAGGCAAAGAAAGAGGAGGAAGAGACUCGCUGCGUUCACUGGAAAGUCAUCGCUGGGAAAGGCACCUGGGCUGAGGAUGGCUGCACCGCUCUGCACACGAACAGCACUCACACCAUCUGCAGCUGUGACCAUCUCUCCAGCUUCGCACUCCUUAUGGGUCUCACUGGAGUGGAGGAGAGUUACACACUGACCAUCGUCACCCAUGUGGGACUGACCCUCUCUCUGCUGUGCCUCCUGCUCGCCAUCCUCACCUUCCUCCUGUGCCGCUCCAUCCGCAAUGUCAGCACCUCCCUCCACCUGCAGCUCUGCCUCUGCCUCUUCUUGGCUGAUCUGCUCUUCCUCACCGCAGUGAAGCGCACCGGCAUUCGGGUGGUCUGUGCUGUCAUUGCUGGAUUCCUACACUACCUCUUCCUGGCCUGCUUCAGCUGGAUGUUCCUGGAGGGGCUGCACCUCUUCCUCACUGUCAGGAACCUGAAGGUCGUGAAUUACACCAGCGCCAGCCGGUUCAAGAAGAGAUUCAUGUACCCGGUCGGCUACGGAUUCCCAGCCCUGGUGGUGGCUAUUUCUGUAGGGGUGAAUCCUGAAGGCUACGGAACUUCCACACACUGCUGGCUCAGCCUGGAGAGAGGCUUUCGUUGGAACUUCCUGGGACCAGUCUGUGCCAUAAUCCUGAUAAAUUUAACAUUUUUUCUUGCAACCCUCUGGAUCCUGAGAGACAAACUCUCCUCCCUUAAUGAAGAUGUGUCCACUCUCAAAGACACCAGGCUACUGACUUUUAAAGCUAUCGCCCAGCUAUUCAUUCUGGGCUGCACAUGGAGUCUUGGUCUCUUCCAAGUUGGCUCAGCAAAAACGGUCAUGGCGUAUUUAUUCACCAUUGUCAACAGCCUGCAGGGAGCCUUCAUAUUCCUGGUGCACUGUCUCCUCAAUCGUCAGGUGAGAGAGGAGUACAGGAGAUGGAUUAAAGGCAUAAGAAAACUCAGCCCCACAACUCAAACUUUUAGUCCAUCAGCGUCCACUGUCACUACCAGCACCAAGAUGGUUCCAUGCAUCACUCGCUCUGGAAUGGGCUGGGAAGGUGUUGGAUUUGACACAAAGUCAGUGAAUUGCGGAGAGCCCUCCACUUCAUCUCUGUGAAACAGUCACCUCUCCAGCCAACGAUGUUUAUCAUACAGCCGGCUUUGCUGUGCCAGUGACGCAGGUGCUUCAGCUGCCAUUCUUCAUCAUAACUACAUACAAAACCUGGAAGGGGAAGCAAGAUUGGACCAAAUCCUCUCUCUGAUCCAAAUCCACAGCUCCUACUGAAUUCAAAGGCCAUCCUAGGGUUGUAGCUGGGUGUCUCUCCCAGAUUUAAAGAGCCAGAUCCCAGGUCAGAGAGCAGUUAUUUCUUAGGGAAAGCACACCAUGCGCUGGGGAGGGGCGGGGAUGGGUCGAUUUGCAAAGCCGUCGUGUGCUAUGUGUGUGAGCUAGCUCUGCUGUUUCACUGUAAUGUGUAAAGAAUAAAAUAACCUGCUUUUGGACCUUGGUUGCUUCUUUGGUUUGAGGGUUUGCUAUCUGUGUAUCCUGGAAACCUAGGGCCCAAUUCUAAAGCCUCUUUAUGCAAAUCUGGCAGUGUAAAGGGUCUUUAAAGUGGGCAGAAAUGGCCCUGUGAUUAGCCCUCCAGUGCAGGAGUCCUUUCUGGCUGCUGUAGAACUGGCAUAAAAUCUCUACAUUAGCCCUGCUCCCACCCUGGCAUGGGGGUUGUGAGUGGUGGGGUAGAGGUGCUGCUGAGGGCAUGGCUGAAGGACACUGCUUCAUGGCUAUUUUUAUUGAGUAUUAAUAAUUUUUUAUAUGAUUUUGUGAUUUCAUAGGUAUCUAUAUCCCCUUUUAGGCCCCAAACCAAACCAAGCCAGCAGAAAGGUAUAUAAGAUCUAGAGUACCAAGACCGAGCUAAUUAAAACUAUCCUUCCUGUAUCUCUAUGUGAAACCUUACAGGGACAACUUGCUAAUUGUACUUGCACAUCCACAGACAAAGAGUCUGUUGGAGGAGGUGAUAAGAGCUGUUGUUAAAAUAACUGUGCUCUGGAACUGGUCUUGCAGAAACCCCCUUACCCUCCUUCAUUUAGUGCCCUGCUUGUUUUCUACUUCUGUAUCAGAGAAGUUACAUAGAUUGAUGAGACUCUGUCAUCUCUGAGAAAUAAAAUUGUAAAAUAAGGAUGUCAAGGAAGAGGAGGUAGUAAAACAAAAGUGCAAGAUGUGACUGAAAGAUAAAGAAUGAAUGUGAAUAAAUGCGUGUGAUGCAAAUAAUUAGCAAAUCAAAGGUGGCAGCCUAAGAGUUAUAACUGUAAUAUCACAUGGCCUAAGAAUGCAUAGUGCGGAGAUAACUAGAUGACCCCGCAGGGCAAGCCGGAAUCCACCCAAGUGCCCUCCCCCCCGAAUGAAGACUCAAAGAACAAGAUAACACUCAACCAUCAGGGAUGUGCCAUCUGCUGAUUGAUUAUCACUUCACACAAACAUCAGCAUGAUGAAGCGAUUCCCAUAGACUUGUAUAAGGACAAAAUCCUAUAAGAACAGAACCAAAAACUCAGGGACUUUGAGUCUGGUUCUGCAACCACCCUCCAGGAGCGUUGGAUGUGCAUCUGACAACAACUCGGCUCCACCCUCGUGUCCAGGCUACCUGGCCAGUAACUUGGCACGAGCAACCUCUAGGCUGGUAAGUAUAACAACUUCAGUUUGCAGACCGUGUGUGCAUGUAUGGAUGUAUGGAUAGAGAGUUGUCUUUAUAAAUGAUUGUAUUUUGCUUCCUUUCAUAAAUGAACUACUGUUUUGUAUUACCAACAAAUGCGGCGCUUUUGCCUUAUCCCUCUUACAAGAUCUUGUUGGUCUUUAUUGGUAUAACACAGUCUGCUUCCAAAGGCCCAGAAGGAUCCUUGAAAAUUCACUAGUUUACAUCAGCUGAGGACAUGGCCUGUAAUCGAUUUUCAGCUCCAGUGCUGUCACUGAAUCACUAAAUGCUCUUCCACCUUUUUUGUUUUCAAACCGUGCUGUCCACACAAGACUAUGAAAUUCGCUGAUGUUAUGUUUCCGUAAUAAACUUCUCCAAACUGA
Messenger RNA from Gopherus flavomarginatus (Mexican gopher tortoise), 5353 nucleotides. RefSeq names its product adhesion G protein-coupled receptor E3-like. Lineage: Eukaryota; Metazoa; Chordata; Testudines; Testudinidae. The transcript is spliced from 17 exons. Gene Ontology annotation, biological process: cell surface receptor signaling pathway; adenylate cyclase-activating G protein-coupled receptor signaling pathway. Bases 296 to 3403 code for a protein of 1035 amino acids. The record is from RefSeq and is a predicted model, not a curated record. Gene Ontology annotation, cellular component: membrane. Gene Ontology annotation, molecular function: G protein-coupled receptor activity.